Sinocyclocheilus anshuiensis is the source of this 1776-nucleotide messenger RNA. RefSeq names its product interaction protein for cytohesin exchange factors 1 (gene ipcef1). The record is from RefSeq and is a predicted model, not a curated record. The transcript has 11 exons. The coding region runs from base 220 to 1449 and encodes 409 amino acids. NCBI's taxonomy places the organism in Eukaryota, Metazoa, Chordata, Actinopteri, Cypriniformes, Cyprinidae.
CACACACAAGCAGCUUUCUUUCCCAAGUCCUUCUUUCACGCAAACCAUUAGAUUACACUUGAAUAUAAUGAAAGAAAAGGGUCUUAUUAUAAUGCCAUGAAGUUAAAUACAAAAGGCGUGAUGAAGAGCCGCGCGUGAUUAAAUCAAUUAUGCAAAUGAAAGGCGUUAUUAGAGGCUCCUGCGAGCGUCCACAGGCGCUUCACAAACACACUGUCUGCGAUGUCUGCGAGGGGGAUUUUCCGAGGAAUAAAACACCUGCAGGUUUUCACAUGCUGGUUACAGUUGGUAGAGGACAUCUUUAUAUUGUUCUCCUAUCUGAAGGCGGCAGAGGUGAAUCAGAUGAGCCGAACUGAGUCAUACCCUCUUCAAGACUUUGCCGCGGAGAAGUCUCAAGGAGAUGGUGUGAUGAGCCGCAGAAGGGUCUCGGUGAAAGACCUGGGCCAGGGCGACUGUCAGGGCUGGUUGUACAAAAGGAAGGAGAGCAAAGGGCUCUUGGGCUGGAGGUGGAAGAAGUUUUGGUUUGUGCUCAAGAAAUGUUCACUUUACUGGUACACGUCGGACAUGGCAGAGAAAGCCGAAGGCUACAUCAACCUGAGAGACUUCACCAUAGAACAGGCUACCGAAUGCAAGAAGAAGUUUGCAAUGAAAGCAAGCCACCUCCAAAUGCUGACACUCUACUUUGCAGCUGAGAACAUGAAAGACAUGAACAAAUGGCUGGCUAAACUCACCCAGGCUUCAAAUGAACCUGAGCCCAGAGACUCAACAAAUGGAGAGUGCUACAGUGAGGAGAGUGAUGAUGAGGAUGAAGCAGACACAGCUGAGAUGUGUGAAGAGUACAUGGAUCAGCUGACUCUUGGCUCUCUGCAUGGCUGUCUCCCGCCUCCCCGCUCCUCUUCCUCUCCAUGUCAGGACUCGUUCCCGCUGGUUUCUCCGGUGUGUAAACGCACCUCAACUCAGAGUGCAGACAGUGAGUCGUGGCAGGAGAUCAGCUCAGAGGAAGACCCCAUCCACAAAAUACAGGAAUUCAAAGGAAAUGACUGCCCCCCGUCUGAUGAGAUGGAGAUGCUGUAUCUUCACCUCAAGCAGGUGAGUCUGUCCCCCACAGGAGCCCUGCAGCCGACCACCAAACGUGACUUCAGGUCUUCCUUCAUCAGACGCUGCAAAAAUGAGAGCAUUAAUGAGAAACUACACCUGAUUCGAGCUUUAAACAGCACUUUAAAGGCGAAGGAGGCCGAUCUGCAGGCCAUAGAGCAGGUCUUGCGUGAACCGUCUCUGAGCGCUUGUAAAUACAGACAGUGGCGAGAUGCUAAUGUGCUCCUGCUGCAGGAGAUCGGAGAGAAACACGAGAGAGCUGUGGAGCCACAAGCCCAGGAAGCUCUGGUUCAGACUCAGCCUCGGCGUCAGUCGCUCUUCAGCCCAGGUCCUGUGUACACCGAGACCAGCCUGUGAAGAGCAGAGGACGAUUACAGACAUCUACAAACUAAAACAGAUGGGUGCUGUGUGAAGACGACCACAGGAACACAAACAGAGCGGGGUUUCCAGGACUCAAAUGAAGCUUCGCUGAAACCCUUCAAACUCAUACUAGCCUGCAGAACGCAGUAACUGCAUCAUGGAGAAAAAUGACCUCAAUUUGGAUUCAUUUGAUAUCAGUUUUCUCUGAAUCAGACACAGGAGAGCCUAGCUCGGUCAUUUCUGAAACAUGUAGUUACUGCAUUUUGCCUUUGUAGUUCAGAAUAACUGUAACAAAUGAAUAAAUAACAGAUGUAUUUCUUGUCA